Messenger RNA from Penicillium vulpinum, 651 nucleotides. RefSeq names its product mitochondrial 54S ribosomal protein bL28m. The coding region runs from base 1 to 651 and encodes 216 amino acids. The transcript has a single exon. The record is from RefSeq and is a predicted model, not a curated record. Lineage: Eukaryota; Fungi; Ascomycota; Eurotiomycetes; Eurotiales; Aspergillaceae. Gene Ontology annotation, cellular component: mitochondrial large ribosomal subunit. Gene Ontology annotation, molecular function: structural constituent of ribosome.
AUGGCAGGCCUACACGCAAGAUCUGCAAUGGCUGCCCCCUUCUCUUUGGCCGCGGCCUUCCGAAGUCUUUCCAUCGCCACACCCAAGCGAUCCUUCUCAACAACGCCGGAAACGCAAUCGGUUCCAAAACUACCAGAGACCGCCCCGGUCUAUCCUUAUGGAGAACGCCAAUGGUACAAGCAGGCUGAUUCUGGUCUCUAUGGAGGCGCUUCGAUCCGAUUCGGUAACAAGAUCUCCAAGGGACGCAACGCAGGCAAGACACGACGAAGCUGGAAGCCCAACGUACGCCGAAAGAAGAUCGAGAGCGAUGCCCUGGGCGAGUCAGUGUUUAUCAAGGUCACCCGUCGCGCCUUGCGAUCAAUCUACAAGGCUAAGGGCCUGGACAACUAUUUGCUUUCUGAUCGGCCAACACGCCUCAAGGAGCUCGGUCCUUUCGGUUGGAACCUUCGACACCAGAUCAUGCAGACCCCGGCGAUCAAGGAGAAAUUUGAACACCAGCGCAAGAUGUACGGUAUCUCUGAGCCUCCGUCAUUGAGCAAAUGGAUGAGGGACCAUAGGCUGGAAAUUAGGAACAAAAUUGACAACUUGGACAUUGACGCAAUGACCAAGCCUCGCAAGUCUCCGCGAAGCACCCAGUCUUAUGCUCGGUAG